AUGGCGGAGCUGAGACAGAUAAAGCCUGACCUUGCUGACUAUUUGGAAGAAGCCGAUGUCUCUCUUUGGUCCCGAGUUCAUUUUGUUGGAGACAGAUACAAUAUUAAGACUAGCAAUGUUGCAGAGUCUAUAAAUGCUGCACUUAAGAAGGCCCGUGGCUAUCCCAUUUCAUUCCUCUUGGAUUUCAUACGAGAGAAACUCGGUCGGUGGUUUUUAAAACGCAGAGAGGAUGCUUUGAGUCUCACAACACAUAAUACUCGGGGAGUGGAGUAUUUGCUGCCGAUUCGUGGACAUUAUGCAGAUGCAAUGGAGGUGGACCGAAUUGACACUUGGAGAUACUAUGUGAAAGGAGGAACCAGGAAUUGUAUUUUUGAUUUGGAACAUGGAAUGUGUGAAUGUGGUUUGUUUUAUAUCGAGAAGAUCCCAUGUUCAAAUGCUAUUGCAGCUUCAUUAGCCGGUGGGAUAGCUGUGGAUUCCCUUGUAUGUCCGACUUACUCAAAAAACUACUUGUUUGCCGCAUACUCUGCCAACAUAUAUCCCCAAAUUUCAGAGGUCCAAAGAGGCCCAACAUCAAUAUGUCUGACCCAGACAUUCGCCGUGCACCAGGCAGACGGAAGAAGUCUCGGUGGCAAUCAUGGCUAG
Messenger RNA from Eutrema salsugineum, 642 nucleotides. RefSeq lists its product as uncharacterized. Lineage: Eukaryota; Viridiplantae; Streptophyta; Magnoliopsida; Brassicales; Brassicaceae. Bases 1 to 642 code for a protein of 213 amino acids. The record is from RefSeq and is a predicted model, not a curated record. The transcript has a single exon.